Molecule: messenger RNA, 561 nt
Organism: Triplophysa dalaica
Lineage: Eukaryota; Metazoa; Chordata; Actinopteri; Cypriniformes; Nemacheilidae
Gene: arl3l1
Product: ADP ribosylation factor like GTPase 3, like 1
Exons: 6
Coding region: 1-561 (186 amino acids)
Biological process (GO): cilium assembly
Cellular component (GO): cytoplasm; microtubule cytoskeleton
Molecular function (GO): GTPase activity; GTP binding
Source: RefSeq, a predicted model, not a curated record
AUGGGAGAAGUCCAGAAGGGUUUGUUUUCCGUCAUCGAGAAGCUAAAGGGCACUACAGAGCAAGAACUUCGCAUAGUCUUGCUCGGUUUGGAUAAUGCUGGAAAAACCACUUUGCUCAAACAGCUGGCCUCUGAAGAUGUAAACACCAUCACCCCGACUCAGGGUUUUAAUAUUAAAAGCGUCUCCUGCGAUGGCAUGAAGCUCAACGUGUGGGACAUCGGAGGCCAGAGGAAGAUUCGCCCCUUUUGGAAAAAAUACCUGGAGAACACAGAUUUAUUGAUCUAUGUGAUUGACAGCGCAGACAAAAAGAGAUUUGAGGAAACAGGACUGGAGCUCUCAGAACUCAUCGAUGAGGAGAACCUCAAGGGUGUGCCAUUGCUCAUCUUUGCCAACAAGCAGGACCUGGCCACAGCCUCCCCAGCCAGCGAGAUCGCUGAGGGCCUCAACCUACACACAUAUCGGGACAGAGAGUGGCAGAUCCAAGCCUGUUCUGCUGUAGAUGGAGAAGGUGUACAGGAUGGCAUGAACUGGAUCAUCUAUAAUAUUGUAAAGAAGAAAUGA